CAGAGAGGCUAAGGGUAUGUGUGCCAGGAUGUGAAACUAGACCUCCUAACUGUGAAUCUAGUACCCUUUCCACUGUGCAUUGCUGUCUCAAAAAGAAAAAGAAACAUUGGUCAAACAGUCCUUAAGCAAGAGUUUAAACUGCCCUCUACCUUCCCUGAAUGAAGUCACAAAAAUGGGCCUUGGGUACCAAGGAUAGAGAAUCUGGUCAUUCCAGAUGGCCCCGAGUUCACAACAACCCAAGCUCUUAAAGGUCAAGACCAGCUUGGAAAAAAGAAAACCCUUCUCCUUCCAAGAACUGUGACCACUUUGGGUUGUGGACAUUCGGCUUAGCCUAACAGAUGUUUAUUAAGCAUAUACUCUGCACCAUAGAGUAUGCUAGAUGCUAGGGAUACAAAAACAGAAAUAAGACCGUCUCUGUCUUCAAAGAAAUCAGAAACAUCAGCUAACCUACUUAAGUACAGGAUCGUAGACCAGCAGAGCCCUCAAAUUAGCCCUUGGCUCCAGGGGCUCCAGAAGCAACACAUCUUGUUCUUAUGGGAUUAUACCUCUAUCAGGAUUGUGGCCAUGACUGGAGCAGUUGUUUCUGUGGAGACCAUGCCUACCUUCCUGAUUGUGGUCUGGGAAAGCCUAACUUUACUUCUCCUUCCUCAACUAACAUCGCACCUUUCUUCCUCUUUCUUUCAUGCAGUUAAAUUUUCACUUAGUCUUGGCUAAUACAAAGACAAUUCACUGCUUAAGUAAUGUAACUUAUGACCUAUGGGAUCUUGGGCAAAUGUCUCGAUCUCUGUGGACUUGUUACUCAUCUAUAUACUAAAGGGUUUGGACUACAUGAUUUCUAAAGCCCAUUCAGCUCUAAAUCUAUGAUUCAUGAUCCGACAUCCUCCCCAAUAAAUAUUUAUUGAUGGCUUCAUAUGUAAGACGCUGUACUAAGGCUUGGGAGAUUCCAAAAAGUGUCCAAGAGAUUUCCACUAUAAUUGGAGAAAUAAAAUGUAUGGUUAAUUUUUCAUAGGUACAGUGUCAAUGGGUAUCAAAUUUGUGGCAGACAUGUGGUAUCAGAGUUCCUAGGAGGGAGACGAUACCCUGGGCUGGGGUGGUCUGGGAGGGUAUCCUAGAAGUGGGAUUUGAGAAAAGCAACCAUCAGGUAGGUAGGAGAAAGGAUGUUACAUGCCAAAUGAGCAAUGUGUACAAGUUAAGUCAUCAAGCAUCUAUAUUAAAGAGCAGGGAGGUGACUCAAUGGAUAGAGAGGCCUACUAGUUUCAAAUCUGGCCUCAGACAUUUCCUGGCUGUAUGACCCUGGGCAAGUCACCUAACCCCCAUUUGCCUAGCCCUUACCCUUCUUCUGCCUUGGAACUGAUAUUUAGUGUCAAUUCUAAGAUGGAAGGUAUGGUUUAAAAAAACAAACAAACAGAAGUAUCUAUUAAGUGUUUAUUAUGUCUCAGGCACUAUGCCAGGCACUAGGUAUACAGAUAUAAGCAGAAAGAGAAAAUUCCUGCCUACAAAGACCUUCUCUUCUAAAAGGAGAAAACAACACAUAUAUGGAUCUGAAAAACAAUUGGAGGUUUGGGGAGAAGGUCAGAGUCAAUAAUGGAGCUCAAAGAAGAAUGAAGACAUAGCUGGCCUGGGAACUUUCCUUAAAAUGGAAGGUCUAGAAGAAACUAGAAGAAGGGACCAAAGGCAUAGACUCAAUUUCCAGUGUGAUGACAGAGUCAAAGUAAAUUUCCAGAGAGAGGAAACCAUAAGGGAAGAGUGAGCUUCCAGGGUGGAAAGGCCACAAUGGAAAAGGUCUGGAGAGUGAAAAGAAGAACCUGGAGAGAAAUGGAGACAUGCCUGUCUUGGCUGUACAAACCCAAAGGAGAUGGGUUGGGCAUGUUUGAGUGCCAAGUUUAAUAGGCUUUUUUGUUUGGAGUACAGGAAUUGUAAAGCAUAUUUUAGGAGAAAGCAUUGGAGGGAGAGUUUGAGGCCAGAAUAUAGAGAGCCUGGCGUCCUAGAGAGAGAAGUUUCGAUUUUAUAUUACAGAUACUGAGAGAUUUCAAAUUAGCCUUGACCGCUUUGAGCUUUUAUAACCUAAUAAUAGGAUCUGAAGCCUGAUAGUUUAUGCAUUUUUUAAUUUGGAAGUAAGGAUGUCUCAUCCUUAGGAACAGUCAUUUUAGACAAGUAUUGUAUGAUGAAGCAUAAAGAACUAAAAGGAUGGGGCCAAAGGUCUUGGGUUUGAAUGAUGCCUCUGUUAGUUAGCAUUUACAUCACCUUGGGAAAUCACUUUACUUUUCUGGGACUUUUUUCCUGAUCUCAAAAAAUGAGAGAGUUGGAAUAAAUAAUUCUAAGGUACCUUUCAGCUUAAAAUCUAUGUUCCUGGGAUCUUUUUUUUUUUUUCUGUUUCCAUGUUAUGAUAAUGAAGUGAGGGCAAUCAGAGAGGAGAAAGGUUCUGGACCCUUUGUCUUCUUACUUCAAUUCUCUGAUGCCCAUAUGUUGCCCACCCUCCUAGUAUGUAAGCUCCCUGAGUGCAGGGUAUACUUUACUUUUCUCUUUGGAUCUCCAGUGCCUAACACAGAGUAGGCAUUUGACAAGUGUUUGUUGAUUGAUCAUAUUUAUUUUCCACAUAUUUGAAGAAAUCACAAAGAAUCCUGGAAGGAUUUUAGCUUCCACUCAUCACAUGGAAAAAGACCUGUCUCAUAGGAAUUUGUUGUUGUUAUUGUUGUUGGAUGGCUGGUCAUUUUUUAAAAUAUGCAUUUGGACUAACUUGCAUUUUCUCAUUUGUAAAUGGAAGUGACUAACUCAGGGUAGCAUUUAGUAACAUGUUUUGUGUUCGCACGCCACGUCUGUUGCUCUGUAGGUUAAAAACCACAGCCUUGUUUCCUCUUUUUGACUGUGAGGAAAGCUCUGUCUGCCACCAUCUGCUUUUCAAAUAACUUCACUCCCAGGAAAAGACAGCAUCUCUCCCCCUCCCCAUGGGGCCUGUCCCAGUUGUGGCAACUUCUGUUCUCCUCUUUCUGACUGAGCUCAGCACUGGCCAGAGAAGAGUAACAGUUCAGAAAGGACCACUGUACCGGGCCAAAGGUUAUCCAGUCAGCAUUGCAUGUAAUGUAACUGGCCACAAAGGACCCUCUGAGCAGACUUUCCAAUGGUCCAUUUACCAACCAGAUAAGCCAGAAAGAGAGAUACAGAUAAUCAGUACCAAGGACCGUACCUUCACUUAUGCCUUCUACAGCCUUCGAGUUCAGACUGGUGACAUCUAUGUGGAGAGGAUCCAAGGAAACUCAGUCUUGCUUCAUAUUGGAAAGCUCCAACCCCAGGAUGCUGGCAAGUAUGAGUGUCAUACACCCUCCACUGAUGGUAACUUCUUUGGGAGCUACAGUGACACCGUGAACCUAAUCGUGAUUCCAGAUACCCUUUCUGUGACCAUGAGUCCUCAGACUCUCAACAGAGAGGAAGGAGAAUCAUUAGCACUUACCUGUGAGGUCUCUAAGGCCACAACUCAACAUACCCACCUCUCUGUCUCCUGGUACCGGCUUCCGGAAGGAGGAGGAAAUCAAGCCACCGAGAUCAUUUCCCUGUCCAAAGAUUUUAUCCUGAUCCCCGGAUCCUCCUACACAGAGAGGUUUUUAGCAGGGGAUGUGAGGCUAGACAAAACCGGGAAUACAGGCUUCAGAUUGUCCAUAGGGAGAUUGCUGCCUGUGGAUCAGGGCCAGCUCUUCUGUGAAGCCACUGAAUGGAUUCAGGACCCUGAUGAGACAUGGACAUUUAUCACUCGGAAACAGACAGACAAAGCUACAGUGAUGGUCCAACCUGAAGAUAGAGAUUUUCAAGUUAACAUUUCUGUGGUAAGUUCCUUUGCCAUAGGGCAACCGUUGCGAUUGAUCUGCUCACUGUUGUCCAAGAGCAAGCAGAACCAAAGAUUGCAGGUGGUCUGGUACCUGAAUGAUACUGACAUUGGCAGUAUUGAUGCCAGUGGUGUUCUGGACUUAAAGAAAGACUAUGAAGAAAGAGCCAACCUGGGGGAGCUCCAGGUAUCGAAGAUCAACCCAAAGGCUUUCACCUUCACCAUCUCCUCCAUGGGUCCUCAGGAUGAAGGUGUAUACAGGUGCGAGGUGGCAGAGAUGGCGAGCUCUCACACGGACUUUUUAGGGCGUACUCAGACAAAGCGAUUUGCAGAUAUCAAUAUACAGCUCCGAAAGCCAACAGCCAAAAAUAUGGAACUAUCGAUGGAGAAUGGAAAGAGAUUGGUAUGGGAGGGAGAGACCCUAAUUUUUCGCUGUAAGGUGAAUGGAGCAGGCAAUCCUCUGUCAGUCGUCUGGAGGCAUAUUCCGGUCAACCUACAGCAGCCAGAGCUCAUAGGUAGCCUGGAAACAGAUGGCAUUGUACACCUGGGCCCUUCCUACAAAGACCGUGGCAACCGUGGCUGUAUACGAUUGGAGAAAGAGAACAUGACAACAUUCCGACUGGAGAUCUUCAACGCCUUAAUGACAGAUGGUGGGGCUUAUGAAUGCAAAGUGACGGAGUUCCAGAGCAAGAAUGGAGGUUUGAGCUGGGCUCAGAAGACUUCAGUCACCCUGAACCCUCUAAAUUCAGGUUUGCAUGUGACUCUACAUAGCCGCCAACCCAACGUCAAAUUAGGUGAUACCGCUGACCUGUCCUGCAUCAUCCGUUCCGACUAUUCCUCCCUGAAGGUGCCAAUAACCGUAACCUGGCGAUUUCAACCCCGGGGAUCGUUAGAUUACCAGCGACUAGUCACAGUCACUCACAACGGCACCAUUGAAUGGGGUUACUCCCAAGUGCAGUGGCAAAAGAAAAUCAGGAUUUCACAAUCUUCUCAUUCUCAACUCCUAAUCCAUGAUGCCACAAAAGAAGACACAGGAAUAUACCAAUGUCAAGUGGAAGCCUACCGGAGAGAAACACAACAUACUUAUGGCCCAACUAGGGUAGCAGCCAUGGUAGUCUCUCACCCACUAGGGAUAAAUAUUACUUUGCCAGAUAGUCAACUGAUGGUGAAAUCAGGCAGUCAAGUCCAAGAGAUCUCCAUCAACAUGGAAGCUGAGAUCAAAUGUAGCAUCAUAUCCCAAACAAAAGGAAAGAUUAAAGUUAGUGUCACUUGGUAUUUCCUCCCCCUUUCUGGUGGAACUUCGUGGUUAAAGAUCCUGAAGACCAAUCAAGAUGACAUUGUCCAAUAUGGAGACGAUCUUCACACUCUAAGGAGGAAACAGAAAUUUCACAGUGAAAAGAUUUCAAAGGACUUGUUUCAGCUUCACAUUCUGAAUAUGGAUAACAGUGACCAGGGGACAUAUCACUGCACUGUGGAAGAGUGGUUAUGGACCACAGGUGGCUCUUGGUAUAAGCUUGGAGAAAAAGAAUCAGAAAAGACAGAAUUAAAACUCAAGUCUAUAGGAAGUAAACUAAAUGUUAUGAAAACAAAUUACACUGUGACAACUCCUGAGCACAAAGAUGUUGCCAUCAACUGUAGUCUGGAGAAUCCAGGCAAUUCAGAGUCCCUUUUCUCUGUAGUUUGGUUCUUUAAGGAAGAGCAUUCUGGAGUUACAAUUCUAGCAGAGAUGCAACAUGACAAUAUCCUCAAGUAUGGAAAGGAGGAAUAUGGAGAAAAACUGCAUUGCUAUCGCUCAUCGGCUGGAGAUUUUGUACUGAAACUUCAAAGUGUGGAGAUGACGGAUAGUGGGACAUACUGGUGCAAUGUGGAGGAAUGGCAACUCCAUGCAAAUCCCAGCAAAUGGGUCAGCCAGGCAUCUGACGAGUCAGGACGCACACAGCUCAUGGUGCUUCAUUCAGAGCCCACAUUUUCUUCCAGGAUUUGUUCAUCAUCACUUUUAUUACACGUCCUGGUUAUCUAUCCCUUUAUUAUUUUCAUUCCCCUCCUCAUUUUCACACUCUACUUCUACAGGAAGACCAAGAAGUUUUCUCUACAGAGUUCUAAAGCCCAGAAAGAAAAGGCUCUCUGGGUGGACUUGAAAGGGGCUGAAGGAAACAUCCUGAACUAUAAUGGCUAUAAGAGUGAUGAGAAGCCAGAGGAGGAGGAGGAAAAUGAAAUCAAUUGAAUGCUGAAAGGAGUCCCUGUCUGGAAAUAUUCAUAUGGACUGAAUCACUCUUAAUUGUACUUGUGGUGUAUAUUUUUUUCCACCCUUGAUAACGUCAGGCUAUCUACUGUCAGUUUCCUUGGUCCUUGUGGCAGUAGGAAUUUACUCAAAUAACACAGCAGAAGGAAAUAGAUAUAUUUUCUUCACUUAUUUCAUAUACAUGAAUUCUGAUUCUUCUCCUAAACCAUAAGCUUCUUAAAGGCAAGAAUUCCAUUUCCUAUUUCCCUUAUUCCCUCCAAAUUGUGAUGACCUCUGUGUAUAGUGCUUGAUCAAUGGGUAUUCUGAGGUAGGUAUAGAAUGGGGGAAGAAAUGGUGUUGAAAAUUAGGUAUAGGAUUUAGAGCUAGAAGGGACUUUAAAUAACAACUCGUCAAAACUUCCAAAAAUGGAAAUUAAAUGACUUCCCCAUAGUAACACAGAUAAAUAAGGAGUAGAAUCAUUAUUUGAAACCAUAUCCUCCCACCACAAAUUCAGUACUCUUAAUGGACUAAAUUUUCUUGUAGUUCAAGGCUAGUCAAAAUACUCUAUGAUUUUGGUUUGGGGUGGGGUUGGGGUGGGGAUUUAAAAAUUUUGUACACUGAGUGACCUCAGGAAAACUAUCCUAAUGAUAUCAUUCUUGUUGACUUAAUAAGACCUGAGAUCAAGGCAAGAAGGAAGGGCAACAGUACCACCCACUAACCUUUUCCUCUUCCAAAUGGGGGCCAUGAACUUGAGGAAACAAAUAAAAUGGGUAGAUCAAAUGUUAUUGCUUGAAGCCUUUUGUUCUUGACCAAUCAGUACUUACUACAUGGAAAUAGUUGGGCCAGAUGCCAGAAAACGUUAUGAUCUGGGACUUAUAAUGACUUCUCAGAGUAAAAAGGGUUCCCAAAGCUACUAGGACCAAAGCCCCCUAAAAUCUAUACUCCCUGAUUAGUCCUAAGCAAAACCAACUAGAGAUAAUAUUUAAAACAAUUUUUUUUUGUAGUGGCAAAUAACUGGAAACAGGUGCCCAUCACCUGGGGAAUGGUUGAACAAAUUAUAGAAUCUGAAUGUGAUGCCAUAAUAAAUGAUGAAAACGGUGGUUUUAAAGAAAUUUGGGAAGACUUGUAUGAACAGAUGCAAAGUGAACUAAGCAAAACCAAGAGAACUAUUUACACAGUAACAACAAUAUUGUAAAGACAAACAACUUUGAAAGACUCAAGUAUUCUGAUGAAUGCAAUAAUCAGCUAUGACUCCAGAGGAUUUAUGAUGAAACAUGCUGGUUCCUUCUUGAUAGAGAGAACAGAUUCCAUGCAGAUUGGGACUUUUUUUGAGAUAUAUGGCCAAUAUAGGACUAUGUUUUUUUGGUUUUGGUUUUUUCUUGACUAUACAUAUUUGUUAAAAGGGUUUUCUUUUCUUUCUUUCUUGGGGUUCAAGGAGGUAGAAAAGAGAGAAGGCAUAUUUUCAUUGAUUGAAAAAAAUGAAAUUUAAUUAAAAAAACUCUUUGUCCCUUAGAUGAACUAUAAGAACUGUCAAGAGGCUGUUACAGCAGACUGAAUAGAUAGCUUUAAGUCCAAUGUAUAACAAACAGACUUAAGAGAAUCAGUCUAUUUACUGCCUCUGUAGGCAGCACGGUUGCUUUAAUGCAGGGCAAUUUGCAUUUCCAAGGAGAGCUAUUUAUUUUUAAUUAUUUUAUCAGGCAAAAGUCCUUUCUAAAUGUAAUUAGCUCCUUUGCAAGGGAGUCAUUGGCAGCAGUAAGAAUUCCCCAGUAGAACCGCUGGUUUCUUAAAUUCAUCCCUUUAUAGCCUCAUCUAAAGACAUGUCGAUGGCAACAAAUAUAUUAUUCUUCUCUCACAGAUAGGGGAAACGCAUUCUAUAGAUCAAGUUACAGAGAAAUCAAGAAGAAGGCAAGGUAGAUAUAUUUCUAGAAAGUCAAGGCUUUUUUGUUUUGUUUUGUUUUCAUGGGAAGAGGCUGAUCAUUGGAAUAAUGGGAUAAUUAUUUCACUCAAAAGAUACAGAUGUGGUAGGAACCCUAGGUGUCAGCUGACCCAAAUACCCUUAUUUUUACAGAUGAGGAAAUUAGAGCCCAGACAGGUGAAGGACUUGUACAAUGAUAGAGUAGAAAGAAACAAAGCUGGGAAUUGAAUUCCUUUUACUAGUCUUCCUUUUAGCUUCCUAUAGUCUAAUUCAUGCUAUAAUUAGAUGGAUAUAUCCUUUUUUUGUAUUGCAGAGGAUUUUUCAUGAUGUGCCCCUUCCAUUACAAAAGAAAUCCCCCCAAAACAAGAAAUCUUACCUUCUAUCUUAGAAUCAGUACUAAGUAUCAGUUCUAAGGCAGAAGAGCAGUAAGGACUAGCCAAUGGGGAUCAAGUGACUUGCCUAGGGUUACACAGCUAGGAAAUGCCUGAGGACAAAUUUGAACUCAGAACUCAUCUCUAAGCCUGAUUCUCAAUCCCCUAAGCCACCUAGCUUUUCCUACUCCUUCCAUUUUAAGCUAUAUUCUAUCAGUGUUUGUUUUAUGCAGUUAUUAUGUUUGGCAUUAUCUGACUUAUGGUGUGUUAGGAUAUGAUUUGUAAAAUCAUCAUUGUUAUAGGAUGCUACAAUAUCUAAUAAAUAUAGUAGCUUAUACUUGACUUUCUAUUGUUACCAUGAGAAGACACAGAAUUUAGCAAUACCCUAAAGGCACAAGCUUUGUCAGUGAACACAGCACAUUUUUUCAUCCAUAAAUUUUCAUCAUAAAGUUUUACUUCAAAGUAAAAUCAUCAUCAAUUUUUUUGUGUCAAUUGACACUCCAGUGCAGAGUGGAGCAGAGGGAUAGGCAGGAUGAGAAUUAAACCAAAUCACCAUCAGAACUGGCCUUCCAUUUAAAAUUUGAUUUAUCUUUUUGAAGUGUGUCUUUUCUAUUUAUAUUUGAUUAGCUUAUUAGAUAUUUGGCUCAGGGCUUUGGAACUGCUGCUUUUUUGGAGCUCUUUUCUUUUCAUUCUGCUAUGCCUUUGGGACUGUCAUAUUCCCUGAUUUUACAGUUUUCCUCUCUCUGAAUUUUGUCUUUCAGUUACUCUACCCUGCAAUGUUAGUUUAGGAACCAUGUUCUGCUCAUUCAUGUCUUUUCAAUAAAGGCUUGGUAAUGAACUCGGGGAAGUUAUUUCCAUAGUUUCCCAUUCUUCUUCAUCCUUCCCCUUCUUCCUAAGUCACUUGGUUCUCUCAAUUGACUGUGAUAACAUGUGUGAAUUUUAGAUUUACUCCACCCUGCUUAGUCUUAGAAUUCUAGCAACCAGGAAUGUAUACACCCCUACUUAAGGAUUAAGUGUUGAGGAGGAUGGCCUAUGACAAUAUGUGUUAACACGUGACAAAUCAGGAACAACUGACAGACCCCCUGGGCUGUCCUAAGCCAAGCUUAAGCUACCAUUGUGUAUGCGAGACGCAGGAAGUGAUGUAAAGAACUGUCUAAAUAUUUCGGGUCUCUAUCUCUCUGGCUCUCUUGCUCUUGCUCUCUCAUGAGGAGGCUUUUUCCCAAAGCCCCUUCUUGGGGGCUCUUUCAGCUUUGGGAGCUUGUGGCAGCUUUCUUAGCAUGCUUGGUGAGUGGUUUGGGCUGAUUCCUCUUAUCCUUUAGCUCCUAAAGUGCUAUUCUCCUGGGAGGCCCCUCAUCUCAGAGGAGGCCUCAUGGCUGGAAGCCAAGCUAUAUUGAGAAGGCCUAGGCCACUGAACUCCUAUCUGGCUUGCCAGAGCAGUCCAAUUCCUUUUCCUCUCUCUCUUCUUAAUUUCUUCCCUCUAUUGUAAUUAAACCACUAUAAAAAUCCAAAACUGACUUGAGUAUUUUAUUGGGAUUGAAUUUUAAUCCCUGGCAACCACUAGUAUAAUAUAUUCAGUCAACAACCCUAAUUUUACUCCUUAACAGUCUGGCUAAUCCAUGAAGGUUGUGAAGAGUACCCUCAAAUCUCUGUGAAACUUUUCUUUCCUCUUUCUUUAUUACCUUCUUAAGUCAGUCUUUUAAGCAUCUAGCUCAACAGUUCAAAACACAGCUGUGAUAUCAGGUGAGUAUAAAACAUUUUUUUCUUUUCUCUUUUCUCCUUAAUUUGAAUUGAACACAGCCAUUUUUUUACCUUAAUUUUACCCCUUAACACAUGUGGUCUUUCAGAGGUGGUGAACAUUACCUAGAGGGUGUUCUCUGUGGAUCAUGGAUCAGUAUCAAAUGUGAAUAAAAUCUUCCUUUCUGACUAAGCUAUUUGAUGAAUAUUUAUUAAAUGCAUCCUUGAAAUCCAGUGUGAUAGAGUUGACCUCAGAGUCAAGAAGACAUGAGUUCAAGUCCCACCUCUGGCACAUACUGUGUGACUGUAGGUGAGCCUUUGAACCUCUCCAUGUUCCAGGCCAUUCUCUCUAAGAUUUAAAGCCUUAAAACAAUUGGUGAGCUAUAUUAGACAAGUCUCCUCAUUGGGGGUUCCCCA
Molecule: messenger RNA, 10475 nt
Organism: Monodelphis domestica (gray short-tailed opossum)
Lineage: Eukaryota; Metazoa; Chordata; Mammalia; Didelphimorphia; Didelphidae
Gene: CD101
Product: CD101 molecule
Cellular component (GO): membrane
Source: RefSeq, a predicted model, not a curated record